Messenger RNA from Oldenlandia corymbosa var. corymbosa, 1774 nucleotides. The record is from the annotation of a GenBank genome assembly. Lineage: Eukaryota; Viridiplantae; Streptophyta; Magnoliopsida; Gentianales; Rubiaceae.
CUCACUGAUUCCCCCAUUCACUCAAUCAGAUCCCUCCCUCGUUUCCAGGUAAAUCUUUAUCACUUCCUCGCUAGAUCUCUAAAACCUAUAAUUUUCACUCUCAAUAAACCACUCAAUUAGUACUCGUCUGGUCCAUUAAGGCUAUAGAGUCCCCAUUCCCUAUUAUCAAUUAGCGCUGAAUUUCGCGCUCUUUGAUUGUUUACAGGGAGGACUACUGAAUGUAAAGAUCUGAUCUUGGAUUCUUCUUCUUUUCUUCUUUUAUGAGUUCUACAAUUGAAUUUUAUAACUAGAGGGGCCAAAUGGGUAUCGUCUUCACGCGUUUAUUUUCAUCAUUGUUUGGUAACAAGGAAGCUCGGAUCCUAGUAUUGGGUCUUGACAAUGCCGGAAAAACCACCAUUCUUUAUCGGCUUCAGAUGGGCGAAGUUGUUUCGACUAUCCCAAGUUAGUAAUUUCUGAUUUCGUCUCUGUUCAUUUUUUUAAGUUUUGCUGUCAUAAGUUGCUGGUUGUCUGUUUGGAUCACUUAAGUUUAUUGGAAAUUGGUUUCGGUAUUUGGAAUGUGGAAACUAAAACAGCCGAAAAUGAAUUGUGGUUGUGUCAGUUUUGAUGUAAGGAGAGAUGGGUUUGGGCUAUGGAUUGUUAAUUGAGGGCUUUUUUGUUUGGAGUUAGAAUCACGAAGCAUGUGUGCUGAUUGUGUUAUGUUUGUUGCAGCAAUCGGUUUCAAUGUGGAGACAGUGCAAUAUAACAAUAUAAAGUUUCAAGUUUGGGAUCUAGGUGGCCAGACGAGUAUCAGGCCUUAUUGGAGGUGUUACUUUCCAAAUACUCAAGCCAUCAUAUAUGUUGUCGACUCAAGUGAUACUGAUAGGCUAAUGGUGGCUAAAGAGGAGUUCCAUGCAAUACUGGAGGAAGAUGAGUUAAAAGGAGCUGUUGUUCUCAUUUUUGCCAACAAGCAGGAUCUUCCUGGUGCACUUGAUGAUGCUGCUGUGACAGAGUCCUUGGAAUUGCACAAGAUAAAAAACCGACAGUGGGCUAUCUUUAAAACCUCUGCCAUCAAAGGAGAAGGCUUGUUUGAAGGUUUGGAUUGGUUGAGCAACACGCUGAAAGCAGGAGGUGGCUAAACUCUUGAGAAGAAAAUAACUAAUGCUGCUUGUAAUUUGGUUGAGGCUGAAGUAGAAACAUAUUGGCUUACUUGGUGUGGUUUUACGACGGGGGUUUCCCUCUAAAGAGCUAUCUUCUGAUUUUUGCGCUGUCUGGAUGAAAAAAAAUAGCUGAUAUGAUUGUGAAAUUUUUUGAGCUAAGUACUCGGAACAUAGUCAGAUGUCUAGCUGACCUUGCCUUUAUUAUUUACCCCUACCCUUCUACAUUCAAUCUGUACUGUUCUUGAAUCAUAUACAGUCAUUUAUAGUUUUCCCACUUCCUGCAUUUCACAGUAGAAUUAAACGAUACAUUCAUCCAAUCUUGUAAAAGACCGCAACCCCUUACCCCAGAUAUGAUGUUCAAUGAGUGCGACUGCUCGAGUUGGUCUUGAUUCCGACGUAAUGAGUCAAGUUUGACACGAGUUUGAGUGAUUUUCAUAUGCAAGUUCAUCAGGUUGAGACGAUGUCAUUGUCAAACCAGAAACAAAACGAGAACCGCGAGGACCGAACUUCAGUUAUUGGUUUAAAGUGUAAUGAAGCCAAAAUUGGGUCUGGUAAUACCAAAAUCCCUCUGGCUACUUCAGUCUCAACCGGACAAAUAUUAUUGCAGAUUCAUUCUAUUUUUAAUGGUUCUAAAUGAG